GAUAGACGGGAGUUACAAGUCGGCAUUAAAGUUCCGAUCCGGUAUUAUUUGGCAGUGAUCAACAGCAACAUAAUGCUGCAGUUUAUAUUCCUAGUUAUUUUGGCUUUUAAUCUAGAAAAUUCUGCAGCCCAGGAGUUGCGACGUGUGGACGACACGGAGUUAAUUCAACUCCUGACCGGCAACAGCAAUGUGGUCGUCCUAUUCAACAAAAACAAUUGCCAGCAAUGCUUGGAGUAUGAAAAUGUGGUCACGAAGAUACAUCCUCAAUUAAAGGAAACUUUGUCUGCCAUUGUGGUCCAGUCGGUGGACAGCAAUCUUGUCUCCAUUUACGACCCAAGUAAGGAACCUGCUCUGGUGUUCUUCAGGCGGGGAAUACCAAUUCUUUACCAUGGCGAGGUGAACGAUGACGAAAUCCUAGACUUCUUCUAUGACAAUUUGGAGCCAGCGGUCAAAGAGCUUUCCGACGACAACUUUGAGCACCUGACGCAGGCCUCAACGGGGGCCACAACCGGUGACUGGUUUAUCUUCUUCUAUUCCGCCGAGUGUACCGUCUGUCAGCGACUUUAUGCCGUCUGGGAAUCAGUGGGCGGAAAGCUGAAGCGAAAGUUGAACAUAGCCCGAAUGAACAGCUUAGAGUCUGGAAUCUCAACAGCAAAGAGACUGGGAGCUUUGGAAUCGCCGGCCUUUAUUUUCUUGAGGCAGGGGAAGAUGUAUCGCUAUUUGGCCAAGCAAUACAGUCCCGAGGCAUUUGUCCAGUUUGCCGAGAAGGGAUACUUAACCCAUAGCCAUCCUCAGCCAGUUCCAGAAAUACCCAGUGCCGUAAACGAAUUUUUGGGCCCACUCCAAAGUUAUUUCAAAUCCGAUAACAUAACGUCGUUGGCUACGUUGGGAAUUUUUGCAUUGGUCAUUGUUAUAUAUCUUACAAAAAAGAUAGUCAAAAAACUCAGUUCAGAGCCAGUGAAAACAAAAAAUAAGUCAAAAUAAAAUUAACAUUAAUAAUAAAACUAAAAUCGUUUUAAAUCAUCUAUCAAAUGUAAAUGCCCUGUAAAAUCAAACAAACGAUGAGCGCUAAAAUUCAACUACUGCAAUUCCUAACGCCACACAAACUGCCAGCUGUACCGUGAAACAGCGGAAUCGAAACAUGCAGAUACUUAAUAUCGCAAAAAAUCCAUUGUUCGUUUGUAUCGGAAACCAUACCUAUCCUAUCUCUUGAUUGGUUUCAAUUCAUUAGCGUGCCAGCAAACAAAAAUAUUUAGAGCGGGACUGCUGAGUUCAGAGGCUAACUCGGCUAGCAAUCUAGCCAAUUACUUAAUUGCCAUGAUAGUUUGGCGUGGAACACUCAAUUUGAAACCGCGUUUCGUUUCCUAAGUAAAUGUUGUCAACGUGAUGUAUCCGACUAUUUGAGCACCCCGCACCAGUCGUCAACAAACUCCGAAGUCCACAC
Messenger RNA from Drosophila ficusphila, 1444 nucleotides. RefSeq names its product thioredoxin domain-containing protein. The transcript has 6 exons. Bases 73 to 984 code for a protein of 303 amino acids. The record is from RefSeq and is a predicted model, not a curated record. Lineage: Eukaryota; Metazoa; Arthropoda; Insecta; Diptera; Drosophilidae.